UCUUUCAGGCUGUGAUCCUGGGUGGACGUAUUAUUCAGGAUAUUGUUAUAAUUACUACAAUCAAACGACGAUGUCAUGGUUUGAUGCUGCGGUUCAGUGUGAAAGACAUAAUGCAUAUUUAACGGAUGUAAAUUCCUUAGAAGAAAAUACAUGGAUUUUUGAAAAUCUAUUCGAGUCAGAGGAGUGCGGAGGAUUUUCGAACUGUUAUGUUUGGAGUGGAGGGCAUAAGCUUGACAAAGAUGGCAAUUUUAUGUGGAGGGGAAAUAACUCGACUGUUGAAUUGGUAUCCACAUGGGCUCCACAUGAACCGAACAGUGGAUUUGGCGAUGAAAACUGCAUUGCAAUAUUUCGCUCUACAGGGAAGUGGAUCGAUGCUCCUUGUUACUCUCUGCUAUCAUAUAUUUGUAAAAAGGCUUUAUAAAUGACAAAAAUAACUGGAUAAUUGCGUUACUAAUGU
Messenger RNA from Saccostrea cuccullata (small rock oyster), 457 nucleotides. Its product is annotated as brevican core protein-like. The record is from RefSeq and is a predicted model, not a curated record. The transcript has 3 exons. The coding region runs from base 71 to 421 and encodes 116 amino acids. NCBI's taxonomy places the organism in Eukaryota, Metazoa, Mollusca, Bivalvia, Ostreida, Ostreidae. Gene Ontology annotation, molecular function: signaling receptor activity.